Messenger RNA from Drosophila nasuta, 801 nucleotides. RefSeq names its product Peroxiredoxin 5 (gene Prx5). Gene Ontology annotation, molecular function: thioredoxin peroxidase activity. Gene Ontology annotation, biological process: cellular response to oxidative stress; cell redox homeostasis; hydrogen peroxide catabolic process. The transcript has 3 exons. The record is from RefSeq and is a predicted model, not a curated record. Gene Ontology annotation, cellular component: cytoplasm; peroxisome; mitochondrion. NCBI's taxonomy places the organism in Eukaryota, Metazoa, Arthropoda, Insecta, Diptera, Drosophilidae. The coding region runs from base 69 to 623 and encodes 184 amino acids.
UUUUGCAUUUCUGAACCGUACAGCUGGUGUGACGAGUGCGGAGUGUUGUCAGCAGUGUCAGAAGAGAGAUGCAGGCGUGCAAUUUUCUUAAACGAGUUGUUAACUCUACCAAACCAAACGUGCGAUCUUUUUCCAGAACACUUGGAGCCAUGGUCAAGGUUGGAGAUAAGCUGCCCUCUGUGGAUCUCUUUGAGGAUUCCCCGGCUAAUAAGAUAAACACCGGCGAGCUGACAAAUGGCAAGAAAGUCAUAUUUUUUGGUGUUCCCGGUGCUUUCACCCCUGGGUGCUCCAAGACGCAUUUGCCUGGCUACAUCAGUUCGGCCGACUCGCUGAAGGCGGAGCAGGGCGUAGAUGAGAUUGUCUGCGUCUCUGUCAACGAUCCCUUUGUGAUGUCAGCUUGGGGCAAGCAACAUGGCGCGGGUGGCAAGGUUCGCUUGCUCGCUGAUCCCGCUGGCGCUUUUGCUGCCGCUUUGGAUGUGACCAUCGAUUUGCCACCGCUGGGCGGUGUGCGCUCCAAGCGUUACUCGAUGGUUGUCCAGAAUGGCGAGGUUAAGGAAUUGAAUGUGGAACCCGAUGGCACUGGAUUAAGCUGCUCUCUGGCCAACAAUAUUGGCAAGAAGUAAAUGGCGAAUAUAUGGAGAAUACUAACUACUAUUUCCUGGGAAGGUAUCAAAUAAUCAAUUAGUGGCCUGGCCAAAGCGCUAAAAAUAUCAAAUACACUUUCAAUUAUAUUAUACUCUUAUAUAUUGGGAAAGAAAACUAUGUAGAGAAUACACAACACAAUAUGAAAUUAGAAAAGAA